UAGACAUCAUACAAUUUCAACACAUGAUAACAGUCCAGGACCUGCAAAAUGAAGAACAUCUUUCUGCUCAUCAUCCUGAUUUCAGAUUUUGAGGUUUCAGUUGAAACAAAAGGAUGCCUACAAAAUGGGACUGAAUUUACCUGCAAACUUCAAAACAAUAAAAAUGGGAAAAUAUUUAUUUCCACAACUAACUCAGAGCAAUACAAUCAUAAUGAUGCAUGUAAAGAAAGAUUUAACUCCCUCCUGUUCCAAUACAAAAGCAAAAACCGCAGUUUGACUGUAAAGUCAAAACGAUACAUUGGUAAAAUAAUAGAAGUAAAAACAGACAGCUGUAACUCACCAGUUAAACCAGCUAAAGAGCACACAAUAUGUCAUUAUCCAAAUCAAAACCGGCCAACAAUCCAGUUAAGGUGCAGGUCCAAGGAUUUUGUCUGUAACAAAUUUUCCCCACAAUCUUCUCAAGUUUCAAACGGUGAAUUCACAGAAUCAAUUCAUAAAGAGUCUCCAAACAGUGCUGGUCUUUACUCAUGUAAAAUGGAGGAGAAAAACACAGAAAAACAGCAAGCUGAACUCAUUCUACGGGUUCCAGAUAUUGUAACUUUCACAAAAUCAUCAGUUAUUGGAGAGAACCUCAACUUCUUUUGCAAAUAUGAUGACAAAGACCAAGACCUUAUAGACAAAUUUGUCUGUAAGGGAGAAGAGCCGACCAAAUGUGAGGAUGUCAUAAGCACCAAAACUGCAGAUGAAAACUCUAGGUUUACAGUGGAGAAUAAGAAGAAAGGUAAUAUCACUAUAACAAUGAAAGACGUAAGCACCAUAGACUCUGGUACAUACUGGUGUGGAGCAAGAAAGAAGCGGCUGCAAAUAUUCAUAAGCCGACUCUUCUUGGAUGUAGUCACAACACCCACAUCUCCUCCUACUUCUCCAACUACAUCUUCAAGUAUUUUUGGUGGCUUGAGUUCGGGGGCGAAAACAUCAAUCACCAUGAUAGCAGUUGGAGGGUCGCUGAUUCUUUUGGUGGUAGUUACGUUUUGUCUGUACAAACGAUGUUUUUGUUCAGAUAAAGCAGAAAACAAAUCUGCAGAACAACAUCCCACAGAGGACUGCAUAUAUGAAGAGAUACCAGAUGGCCUGCAGACAAAAGUGGACGAUGUUUAUGCCACAGUCAACUUCUCACCUAACGACUCAGCUUCACUGCAUUAUUGUACUAUCAAUUUUCAAAGUGGUUCCACCAAAACCACUGAUGGAGGAGCUCAGAUCAUGGAACCCUCCUCACCCUCUUGUCAGUAUUCUUUCCUAAAGCUCAGCCAAAACUCAGGUUCCCUGAGUGAUCCACCAACCAAAUCUACAGGCGAACCGCUUUACUCAACAGUCAAGAAGUAACAAUAGAAAAUAAAUAAAUAUAAAACAAAGAAGUAAAAGAUUGGGGGACUUAAGUUUUAUUUGAUCAGGGCAAACAUUGUAAAUACUUUCAAGCUGGAAUCAGUUGAUCUUUUAAAAUAUGAUAUGUGACAUCUGAUGUGCAGUGCAAUGAUGGAGCUCAGUAUUAAAGUUUGAUUUCUCUGUUCUGUUAGAUUUGUCAUAUCACAGAAUGCAUUGUGACAUUAUUUUACGUUUUUGACAAUUGCACUUGAAGACCAUCAGUAGUACAGUUGUAUUAUGCUUGUUGUUAUGUGGUUUUAUCUGUUUUGUAUUUGGUUACUGUUCAUAUCAUUUUUUUUGCUUGCUGCAUUGUUUUUAUACCAGAAACAAAAACACCUUUGCCAAUGCAUUUUAUGAAACGGAUACAGACAAUUCGGAACCCUCAGUUUAGCUAAUUUUUUGUUUAAAUGCAGAGUUCUAAAAUACGCAUGAAAUAUAUCACAAAACUGCAAGCUGAACACAUCUGUCCACAGGCAAUAGAAGGGUUAAUGUCCUCUUGUAUUUGUACAGCAUGUACCGAUAAGUCAUGUCAUCAUUUACCCCUAUGUGUUGGAUACAAUGGAAAAAAUAAUAAAAUACGACAGCAAUCUUAUAGCAAAAAUCUUACAGCAAAAAUAAUUUAAUAUCUUCUGUAAUAUUAUUGUUGAUAGUAGUAGGAGUAGCAUUAGUAGGGGUAUUUGUAAUAGUAUUCAUUAUAGUUGUAAUCAUUUUAUUAGUGGUAUUGUAUGUUUUUCCUUCACUCAUUCUGUUUCAGAUUUUAAUGUUGCAAAAUAACAGAGCAUCCACUAUAUGUGAGCUAGUUUAAAGUACUUGCCCUAAUAAUAAUACAAGCAUUUAAAUGUUUCAUAUGUAUUUUUAAACAAUGCUUAGGCACAGAAAAUAAGCUACAAAGUUGUUGUCUUCAUUCAUUUUCAUUGUUAUAUUUUAGGGUUAACGCUUCCAUUCGGUUCUGUACUUUUAUAAACUCUUAUUAAAACAGACUUUUUGACAGAA
Xiphophorus maculatus (southern platyfish) is the source of this 2415-nucleotide messenger RNA. RefSeq names its product CMRF35-like molecule 8. Gene Ontology annotation, cellular component: cell surface. NCBI's taxonomy places the organism in Eukaryota, Metazoa, Chordata, Actinopteri, Cyprinodontiformes, Poeciliidae. Gene Ontology annotation, molecular function: signaling receptor activity. The transcript is spliced from 8 exons. The coding region runs from base 49 to 1383 and encodes 444 amino acids. The record is from RefSeq and is a predicted model, not a curated record.